ACUUCAGUGAGGCAACAUGCCUUGCAUUGACACGAUUUUCUCCCCCGUUUUGACACGUCAACUGGUCGUUGGCCGCUUUUAACUCGUCAAUUCCGCCGUCUCGCAUUGAUGGAAAUGUGGAUCGUGUUGGCUGUGCUCUGAUUGUUUUGUACUUGAAGCUCGACGCUUCGCCCGUUUUUUUCAUGUUCCCUAGGGGAGGCACGCGACCGCGAUACACCGCCAGACACACUCGCGAUAUGCCGUUCCACAUCCCCUUCCUCUCGCGCUUGCACCUUCGCGAGUACCUGGCCCUGUUCCUGUCCUUUGUCCUCAUCAUCCUCGAGUCUUUCAUCGCCCUCAUCACCCGCGCCCUGCCCUCGCCCAUCAUCAACCUCUGCUAUGGCAUCACUAGCCGCGUCUUCAACCAUCUGUCGUCCCCCUCCUCGCUGCAGUCGAGAGAGAAGAAGAAGGGUAUCUGGAGCGCUGUCGCCAAUGCCUCGGAUUUCACGGAGUUGUGCGAGCUCUGGGGGUACACCUGUGAGGAGCACAUUGUGCAGACGGGCGAUGGCUAUCUCCUGGGUCUGCAUAGGUUGAGUAACCGUGCCGGAGAGGAGAAUGUCAGGGUCAAUGCGGGCAAGGGAAGCGUGACGAAGAAGGUCGUGUAUCUGCACCACGGAUUGAUGAUGAACAGUGAGGUGUGGGUGUGCUUGACGGAGCGGGAGAGGUGUCUGCCGUUUCAGUUGGUGGAGAGAGGAUAUGACGUCUGGCUCGGCAACAAUCGAGGAAACAAGUACUCGAAGAAGAGCGUGCACACUGCCCCGACAUCGUCCGCCUUCUGGGACUUCAGCAUUGACCAAUUCGCCUUCCACGAUAUCCCCGACUCGAUCGACUACAUUCUCGAAACCACGCGUCAACCGUCGUUGUCUUACAUUGGCUUCUCGCAAGGAACCGCCCAGGCCUUUGCGACCCUCUCCAUCCACCCUACGCUGAACGACAAGGUCAAUCUCUUCAUCGCGCUUGCUCCCGCAAUGUCACCUCCCGGUCUUACUUCUGGCAUUGUCGACUCCUUCGUCAAGACGUCCCCCGACAUUCUUUACCUUGCGUUUGGCCGCAAAUCUAUUUUGCCUUCAACCACCAUGUGGCAGUCGAUUCUGUACCCUCCUAUCUUCGUUCGCGUCAUCGACGCCGCAUUGCGAUUUCUGUUUGGCUGGUCAGCUGUAAACAUCUUGCCCGACCAGAAGCUCGCCGCCUACCCGCAUUUGUAUUCCUACACGUCCACCAAGAGCGUCGUGCAUUGGUUCCAGAUCAUUCGAAACGGCGUGUUCCAGAUGUACGACGACGAGGCGCCCAGCCCGCUUUCGAACCGAUCCAAGUACUACAAGGUUGCCAAAUUCCCCACAAGGAACAUCAAGACUCCGAUCGUGUUGAUGUAUGGUGGCACGGACAGUCUUGUCGACAUCAAGAUCAUGCUCAAGGAGCUUCCUCGCCAUACAACCGCAAAGGAGAUCCCGCACUACGAGCAUCUCGACUUCCUCUGGGCGCAGUCUGUCGACAAGCUAGUCUUCCCCCACGUCUUCGCUGCAUUGGACAAACACGCAGGAUCGGCAAGUCUCUCCUCAGACAGUGAACGAGACGAGCGUUCCCAGUCAUCAAGCCGCCGUCGCAGACUCCUUCCCGGACCUGAAGCUCCCGGACCCGACGCGGGCCCUUCCAGCCCAACAACCCCAGCAGCUCUCCGCGCGGCCAAGAAAGUCUCGCAAACCACCCGUCGCGCAGCCCUCGCCGACAGCACAAUCCUCGAAACCGAGACCGAACAUAUACCCGCCCCACAACCCGAGUCAGCCCAACUAGCCAUGCUCCCCGACACAGAAGCAACCUUUGCACAAGCGAUAGGCCACAACCCGUCUCCCUCGCAGGCCACAACAAUCUUCUCGCCAACCUCUAUCAAAUCCCCACCGACCUCCGUCAAAGCCCCCUCCGUCAAAACGCCCUCCGUCAAAACUCCCACACGCAACGUCGACUCCCCCGUCCCCUCCCUCGACGCCUCCCACAUGACCAACCAAUCCUCCACCAGCCGCCCCGAAGGCUGGUGGUCCUCCGACGAAGUCGGCGGUGACGACGUAGGCGGCACCGAGCCCUCUGCGCCUUCCACGCCGCCGCCCCCAAAGUUCCGCAGGAAAAUGAGCGAGCGCAGUGUGGAUAGUGCGAACUUGGCGAGGUUCGGAAACAAGGGCAUCACGCUGGGUGUUGGCCGGGCGGUUAGCGGUAUCGUCGGUAUGGAGGGGUUUGCCAUGCGUGGUGAUGUUAGUGGGGAGGGGUUGCUGGAGAGAGGGCAGGUGCGGAAUAGUGUCGAGGAUGGGAAGAGGAGGAAGAAGGCUGUUAGGAGUAAGAGUGACUUUUUGUGAGGCGUAUCUAGCGAUGAUGUGAUGGUUUUACGGUAGAAUUUGUUGCAUGUUUGGGACGGGCUUUUGUUGCAAUGACGUCGAUACCAAAAAUAUACAAAUUGGAAACGAAAGGAAUUCACUUUUACCAUCACUGUGAACUUAUCCUGAUUGUUACUGUGUGUAAAUGGGUUGGUUU
This is a messenger RNA of Dothidotthia symphoricarpi CBS 119687, 2559 nucleotides long. RefSeq names its product alpha/beta-hydrolase. The record is from RefSeq and is a predicted model, not a curated record. The coding region runs from base 183 to 2384 and encodes 733 amino acids. NCBI's taxonomy places the organism in Eukaryota, Fungi, Ascomycota, Dothideomycetes, Pleosporales, Dothidotthiaceae. The transcript is spliced from 2 exons.